Molecule: messenger RNA, 3645 nt
Organism: Rhincodon typus (whale shark)
Lineage: Eukaryota; Metazoa; Chordata; Chondrichthyes; Orectolobiformes; Rhincodontidae
Product: perilipin-1-like
Exons: 6
Coding region: 1-1101 (366 amino acids)
Biological process (GO): lipid storage; positive regulation of triglyceride storage
Cellular component (GO): cytosol; lipid droplet
Source: RefSeq, a predicted model, not a curated record
AUGCCGUUCGGAAUAUUGUGGUUUACAGUUGCAAUUGCCAAUGAUUAUGCUUGUAAAGGACUUGACCAUCUAGAAGAGAAAUUUCCUGUACUUCACAAGGAUUCCACAAAAAUUGCAUCUGAUCUGAAAGAAAUGGCAAUUGGGAAAAUGAGAAGCAUAAAGGAUAAAGUCACCAAUCCUAUCCUUCACAUUUCUGAUAUAGCAAUAAGUGUGGUCAUCUGCAGAUUUGAGAAAAUGAAAGUCUUUGUUAACGAAAGUGUGAUUUCAGUUCUGAGCAGUGGAAUUGGAAGAUCAAUAACUAACGGGGAUGCUGCCUUAUCACAAUCUCAGCAGCUGGCUGACUUUUAUCUGCCAGUUGAAGGUGGAAAUGGAACUUUAGGUGAGGCUAUACCUAGUGAGGAAACCAUCCGCUCUUCCAAGUUGCCAAUCAGGAAAUGUAUGAAGCCUGAGGUUCUUGACUUUUGUAAGAGUUUUCAAAGUUGUUUGGUUACCAACCUGAAUGAAAUAACAAAUCUUUUACAAAAGAAGUUGCAGCAAGUUUUUGCCAUCAUUCAGAAGUUCAACCAACAGCUUUGGUCCAAUAAUCUUGCCAUCACUCCGGGCUGUUUUAUAUCCCAAAUAAAGGGAAAAUUGUGGAAUGCAUGGAAAGCCCUAAUUGUGAAGAAAGAGCAUGUCCUAAGCUAUCUUGUCAAUAUCGUGCUGCUCCCUGGAAUAUCUGCAGAAGAGGAUGAGCAGCUGCUUGGAACGGGAGAGAAUAGAAAUCGAAGCUGGAGAUCGCUCGCGGCAAGACCAGUCGAGGAGAAAAUAGCGCAAAUGUCUGAUGUAAAACCCAAACCACAGAUCUCCCCAGGAAGAGAGGCUGACCCUGUAGCCAGUGAAAAUUCAAGUUCUACAACUGUAAUAGAAUCAGAGGGUGUAAUGCCUGCAGGUUUCAGCUUGGGACAGAACGACCAGGAAGAGACAUGCCCAGAGUCUGUGAUCUCUAAUAAACAUUUACAGAAAGACUUUGAGCAACCCGAAGCUCAGGAGCCAGUAUUCCAGGAGCAGCAAGUCAGGGAAGACUUAAGGGAGUCGGAGCUGAGCUGUCCUAAACCAUCCUAAUUUUAUAAGAUUUUGGAACAGCCAGAGCAGGAUAGUGAAUUAGACACAGCAUUGGUCCAACUUGUCAAGACAUUAGCAGUGAGCAAUCAAAAAAAUAAAAAUAAUCAUUGUGAACAAGCACUCUUCACUAACAAAAACUUCAAACAAAUAUUUGGCUAGAAAGUUGGUCAAAAUCUACAGUUUUUAUCUAAACCUAUUGUUAGCAAUCAGUUUAUACUGUUGUCUAAACACCUGACCAUUCUGGACUGCUGCUUAACAUUGAUGAGGUUUCACUGCAACUUAACUGCUUAAGUGACCUCUUGUAUUAAAUGUAGAACUAAGUGCCAGUUAGUGGGUGGCAGUGCUGUUAGAAUGGAAUCAUCACAGCCUCUUCGAGGGAAGGGAACUGAUCUAAACACUUUUUUUUAUAAUGUGGGAGCAGGUUUGAAUAGGAUAGGGUUUUCGGCUUCACUUUAAGAAAAAGUUUGAGGGACAGGGAGUAACUUCCGAGAAGCUAACCUCAGGAGAUGAAAUCGGCUGAGUCAGAUCCAUGACUUGCAUACUGAUCCGAAAGGGAUUCGGCUUGAUGACUUGUCUGUCAACUUUGCCAUGGUGACACCUUAAAUGUAUAUGACAUUCCUGAUCACACUUUGCAGCUCUUCAUCCAUUAGCAUUUGUGGGUUAAUGUAUGUAACUUCCAUUUGUAUCUUCAAGUGUGUAAAUUUUUUUGAGCUUUUAGAAAUAAAACAGAGCUGUGGAAAUUGGAAACAAAACACAUAAUUUGCUGGAGCAACUCAGCAGGUCUGGCAGCGUAUGUGGAGAGAGAAACAGUUUAACAUUUUGGGUCCAGUGAAAACGGAAGGGUCUCUAGACCUGAAACAACAUUAACUAACUGUGCUUUUUCUCCGCAGAGGCUGCUGGAGCAGCUGAGUUUCUCCAGCAAAUUCUGUGUUUUUUUUUGUUUCUUUUUGAACUCACUUGCUACACUUUGUUUGUGAAGGUAGUCAACUUCUGGUCUAACAAGAAGUCUUGUAGAGUGAAGGAAAUGUAGUUGAUUGAUUGUGCCUUGGCGACUGUUUACACAUCAAAAUAGGCUCUACAUUUACUGCAAAGACUGUAGCAAGGAACUUGCCCUGGGUCUGUCUCCCAAAAGAUCCUAUUUACUCUCCUGCCAGGUAAGUCCUCAUGAUGUUAAUCAUAAUGAGUUCCAUAAGCACCAAUCAAAUCAAGUAUUAACUCUUUGCUAUAUGGAUCUGGAAGCAUCUGGGCAAUCACAGUAUUUAGGAUCCAUUUAUCACCCUUUCAGGUAGGGAGUACUAGACCCCUUUCACAUUCGCUUUUUUUAAAAAAAAUUCACUCCUCAGCUCCAUUCUAAUUUAAAAUUUCUUCCCUUUUUUAUUUGGCUGUUCCUUUCCCCUUUAUCUAGGCUUGGCAAUUCCUAACACCUUCAUUUAAAAUCCCUCUGUGGUUUCCUGUGCUCUGUAGAAAGCAACCCAGUAGAAUGUCCUCAUCUGUAAAUACAAUGAAGGAGCUUGGGGGUGGGGAUGGCUUUUGUUGCUGCUCACUAUGAUGAAAUUACCUUUAGUACGCUGAACCGCUUCAAUAACAUAAUGUGCUCAAUAUUAUUUCACCUUGUUGACAUUGUGAUGUUAUUUUGAUUAUAAAGGAGUGACUGGAAUGUACCACAGUGCUAUCCUUUUUACUUGUAAACUGCCUGCUUUAGCAACAUUAUAAGCCCCACAAUGAUUUCACUUGUAGAAAGUCCUGUUAAUGACUGACACAGUGGCUUAAUGCAGAGCAAACUUUGUUUUGGAGCCAUACGGAACAACAGGAUGAUGACAACAACAGCAGCAAUAACAAUUUACACUAACCUGGUGCCUUUACUAUAAUGAGUUUCCACACCAGUAUUCCAAAACAUUGUAUGAUUCCAUGUCACAACAUGUUAUUAGACGAAUAAAAAUGGAAGUGGUUGAUUUUUGAAGUGUUAAAAGAUUUUUGAGGAAAGUGGAUAUGCUCUAUCCAUACCAUUUAACAUUAAUGAAAAAUAAUGAACCUAGCCAUUCACUCAACAUAGUCACUUUAUACUGUUUUUGUAAAAGAUACUUUGAGAACAAGUAAAGAUCAUUAGGCCUGAAACACCCAUCACUUCUUAAUAAAUCAAAACUAACCUUACCACCUCCUUUCUCUCUCAAUCUUUUUCCUCCAGAAGUGCAGUUUUUUUUUGAGCCCGUUCAUACUGUCUGCUUUCAUACACUUCCCUGGUAGCUUGUUUUGAUCCUGAAUCAUUAUGCAUGAAAUCACUCCUCCACACUCUCAUCCUUCUUUCAGAUAUAAACUCCUUCAGGACUUGAUUCCCUGCAUCAGAAUUCACAAUUGGUCCAGAUCAAUUUUAAUCCCAUGUGUGAUCUGGAAAUUUCAACUUGGGUUGAUCUUAAAGUUUUGCCUCAAAAAGAACAAAUGUUCCUUGUAAAUUGAAAUGUGACUGCAGUUACAUUAUUGAAUGAGUGUAUCAUGCUCUGGGCCUAAAUAGCAUCACAAUAAAUGUAGUUUUUGUUUAGAGCUUGA